CCUCGCUGGAGGCCGGAGGCUGGGCUGUCCCACAGCAACCAGCCGGCGCACUUGCCCCGCGCGGGGACCAGGCAGAGCAGGAUCGAGGACAGAGGGCAGGAAAACCGGAGGCAGAGCAGACUGGCACCUGGACGACAUGGAGGCGAGAGCCACAGGGAACAGCAGCAACGUGGACAACUCGGCGCCCCCCUCGGUGGCCCAGCUGGCCGGGCGGUUCAGGGAGCAGGCGGCAGCGGUGGCAGGGAAGGAGAUGCCAGCCAGCAAGCCGGCCCGAAGGAAACCACCCUGCUCCCUCCCCCUGUUCCCCCCCAAGGUCGAGCUGGGCCAGAACGGAGAGGAGAAGUCACCACCUAAUGCCAGCCACCUUCCGAAAGUCAAGGUGAAGAGCUCGCCCCUGAUCGAGAAGCUUCAGGCCAAUUUAGCCUUUGAUCCCGCCGCCCUGCUCCCUGGAGCCUCACCCAAGAGUCCUGGACUCAAGGCCGCCCUGUCACCGUUUAACAGCCCGCCUUCCACCCCCAGCAGCCCCGGCGUGCGGCCUCAGGCCAGCGAGCCAGAGAAGGUGCCCAUCAGCUUCGACCAGCCCCCAGAGGGCAGCCACCUGCCCUGCUACAACAAGGUACGGACGCGGGGCUCCAUAAAGAGGCGCCCUCCCUCCCGCCGGUUCCGGAGGUCCCAGUCGGACUUCGGGGAGCUGGGGGACGGCGGGGCGGCAGAGCCCUCCCAGGAGAACGGUGCUCAGGAAGAAGCUGGGACCGAGCCAGAGGCCCCCGGCUCCCCUCCGCCUGGGGAGGGGGCGGUGGGGAGCGAAGGGAGGACGGCCCUGGGGUCCCAGGAGACGCGCUCUCUGAAGAGGACCUCCAGCAGGGCGGACAAGCAGGAGGAGAAGGCCCCGGCCCCGGCCCCGGCCCCGGCCCCGGAGGAGGCCCCGCAGCUGCCCGAGAAGGCUGCCCAGGCUGCCCAGGAGGAGGCUGGGGAACCAGCCCCGGCCCCCAGCACAGAGGCAGAGAACGGGGGCGGGAGCCCCGCGGAGGACAGGCCGGCCACCGAGCAGGGGGCCGAGUCCGCAGCGGUGAAGGAAGAGGGGGCCGGGGGUGACGCGGAGCCCGCACAGCAGAGCCAGGGCGCCGAGCGGCCGGAGGAGGGCGCUGUGGGGCAGGCGAGCCCCCCAAGCCUCCCUGGAGGAGUGGAGGGCGGCCUCACCCCUGAAGAGGGGGAGAGGAAGGGAAAGCAACAGGAGGGGGCUGUCCUGGAGCCAGGCUGCCAGCCCAGCACGAGCAGUGAGCUCCCCCAGACGAAGGACGACGCCCCCGCCCAGGACACGAGGGUGUGAGGCCCAGCCCGCUGUGCCAGCGAGCAGGAAGCAGCCGGGACAGCUCCUGGGGCACCGGCGCGGUGGCGGCAGCAAGCAAAGCACCGCAGUGGACUGUGUGGGCCGGGCAGCCCGAGGGGCACUGCCUCCGGCCUCCACCGCCCAGGCACAGGCUGGGUCUGAGGCAGCCGCUUUCAUCAGCUUGAGUUUGUGUCAUUUGAUGGACUUCUUUAAAAAAAAACUAAAAAAAAACUUAUUUAAAACAAUUUACUGUAGUGACUGCUCCCCGGGGAUCCUGGUGCACCUCUGGGGUCCAGAGGCUGCCCACACCCACCCACCCCUGCAGCCGACCUCGGAACUGGACUCUGCCUCAGCUGAUCGGAUUCUGUGUGAGAUGGUAGCCUCUCACUGUCCUAACGUUUUGACCACGCUCUAAUGUGAGCAAAAGCCGAUUGUAGGUGGCCAGAAACCAAAGAAAAUAGUAUUGCUGAAACUAUGAACGCUUAAGUGAUACAAAAGACCUUAAAUUGUAUCGAGACCUCGAGAAAACCUUUCAGCAUGAUCCAAAUUUGAACUGGCCACCCAACCGUUACAACAUUGGACUAGGAGAGAUCAUCACAGAAACAAAGAAUAAUGCGCCCGUCCCGGCAGGAGGAGCUUUUCUGGUCCCCUAGUUUCCUAGUUGGUGCUGGGCUCAGCUCCCUCCCUUCUUUUACAGAGAAGAGGAGAAGGGUGGAGGAGGAGGAGGAGGGAGAGGAGGAAGAU
This is a messenger RNA of Molossus molossus (Pallas's mastiff bat), 2074 nucleotides long. RefSeq names its product RCSD domain containing 1 (gene RCSD1). Lineage: Eukaryota; Metazoa; Chordata; Mammalia; Chiroptera; Molossidae. Gene Ontology annotation, cellular component: WASH complex; early endosome. The record is from RefSeq and is a predicted model, not a curated record. Gene Ontology annotation, molecular function: retromer complex binding; actin filament binding; phosphatidylinositol phosphate binding. Gene Ontology annotation, biological process: protein localization to endosome; skeletal muscle contraction; retrograde transport, endosome to Golgi. Bases 137 to 1330 code for a protein of 397 amino acids. The transcript has 7 exons.